AUUCAUUUACGUCAUUGCUAUCAAGGUGGAAGUUGGAACGAAGUAACGAUUCGCCGAUUUUAAUUAUUUGUGAAUAGCCGGUGAAAUUGAAGAUUAAUUUCUUGUAUUCUAAUUGAUAUUGAUUAAUUAACAUUUUAAAAUGCCUGUCAAAGCUGUCUGCGUGCUUAAUGGUGAUGUAAGCGGCACCGUGCUUUUCGAUCAGAAGGAUGAUAAGUCUCCUGUAGUUGUAACUGGAGAGGUCAAAGGUCUUUCUAAGGGUAAGCAUGGUUUCCACGUCCACGAGUUCGGAGACAACACCAAUGGCUGCACGUCCGCGGGGCCUCACUUCAACCCUUUGAAACAGGAGCACGGAGCCCCCAAUGCUAGCGUGAGGCAUGUGGGUGAUCUGGGCAACAUUGAGGCCAACAGUGAUGGGGGUGUUACUAAAGUGUGCAUCCAAGAUUCGCAGAUUUCCCUCAGCGGACCCCACAGCAUUAUCGGCCGCACUUUAGUUGUCCAUGCUGAUCCAGAUGAUCUUGGUGUUGGUGGCCACGAACUGAGCAAGAGCACUGGCAAUGCUGGAGCUCGUAUCGCCUGCGGAGUCAUUGGUUUGGCCAAAGCUGAAUAAAUUAAAAAAAAAAAAUAGCGCCUGAAAUUGGCGCCAAACUGAACAAAUAGUGUUGCCAGUACCAAUUUUGUCUAUAGUUUGUAGUCUAUGAUAAAUUCGUUAAUAUUUUGAUGUGUGUGGAAUGAUAAUUGAUAUAACAGGGUGUUGUGUGGAAUAUAUUAUCAAAGAUUGAUAGUAUGUGUGAUGAAAUUGAUAUUGGCAACAUUUUAAAAAUUUGAUGCGUAAUCAAAGAUAUUUUAAGCAUAAUCUAAAUUAUAAACUACUUAUAAUUGGUGUGUUUAGCAUUCCCUGAAAUCUCGUGUUUCAGAUUUUUGUUAUUUUGGUGCAGGGAUAUAUUGUAUUUAAAUCCUGUCUGCCAUAUUCUUGUUUUGUUUACUAAAUAAAUAUUAUGGAACAUAA
Messenger RNA from Colias croceus (clouded yellow), 1006 nucleotides. It is a transcript of the gene Sod1, whose product is annotated as superoxide dismutase [Cu-Zn]. NCBI's taxonomy places the organism in Eukaryota, Metazoa, Arthropoda, Insecta, Lepidoptera, Pieridae. Gene Ontology annotation, biological process: removal of superoxide radicals. The transcript is spliced from 4 exons. Gene Ontology annotation, molecular function: copper ion binding; superoxide dismutase activity. Bases 140 to 607 code for a protein of 155 amino acids. The record is from RefSeq and is a predicted model, not a curated record.